Molecule: messenger RNA, 10937 nt
Organism: Paramisgurnus dabryanus
Lineage: Eukaryota; Metazoa; Chordata; Actinopteri; Cypriniformes; Cobitidae
Biological process (GO): regulation of apoptotic process
Molecular function (GO): protein binding; ATP hydrolysis activity
Source: RefSeq, a predicted model, not a curated record
UUUAGACACAUCUGCGCUUUGACACAUCUGCGCUUCGGGAUCUCGCAAAGCUUCGGAACGACAGUUUCGCGUCAGCCAUCCCUAUUUAUAAUCAAAUAAACACUCAAAUAGUUAAAAACAUAGUAACGACAGUUUUAUGUUGGAAUCGCACUUGGUUGAUAUCAAAAGUAUCAGAAGAUUGCCCUGAUCGUGAAAGUGACGAAUGAUCGUUUGCUCUUCAGUGCUGAGACUGUAAAGACCUGCAGCAUGGCCUGUGCACAACAAUCUGCUGCUGAGUACCUGCGAACAUGCAGGUGUAAACUAGUGACUCAUAUGGAAAACUUUCCUCUUAUCAUUGAGAAUCUUUAUCAGCAGAAGGUUUUUAAUGACCAUGAUGUUGAUGCUCUCAAAGCAGAGAGGACAGAGUUUGAUAAAGCCAGAUGUAUACUGGACUGGGUCAUUAAGAAAGGGGAAAUGGCCAGUUAUGAAUUACUCAAGAUUUUGGAUUUCACCCGGAGGAGGACUCUACAUCCUGAAUUACAUCAUUGGAUAAGUAUUUUCUCCUUCAGGGAAGAUGCAGAUAUGCCUGUCUAUUUACUUGGGACAAAGCCCUGUCAAAGCUACCAGAUACAGCUGAAGAAGAAAGCAGAAGAUAUCCUGAAGAAUCAAUGGCAACAGAACUGCAAAUAUCUGCAAAACAAAGCACAAGCAAACUUCAGUUACGUACCUCUUGUUCUAGAGACAGACGCUGUGGUGAAAACGGCUCACUGCAAAAUAAAAAUGAAGUGCAACAAAGUUAGAAAACUGAGGCCCAAAAAGCUGAGAUCUUACAUCCCUGAUAAACAAGAAGCACUUACACCCGAAGAUCUGCUGAAAUGGAAAGACAAAAACAUCCUGCUGAUUGGAAAACCUGGAAUAGGAAAGACGACAGUUGUCCAGCAGAUACUGAAAACUUGGACAGAAAAGGAAAAUAAAGAGCCAGACUACAUGUUUUACUUUGAUGAAAGUGUUUUGUCUCACAGUUCAAACCUUGUGAACUUAGAAUCAUUUUUGUUUGACAUGAAUUUAAAACCAAAUGAGAAAGACAGAAAAGAAAUAUUUCAAGAUAUUGAGGAAAACUCUGAGAAUGUUGUCAUUGUGUUUGAUGGCGUCAGUUCUGUGCACAAACAUUUCAUCCUGAAGAAGAUCAUGAACCAUGAACUUCUACCUGAGGCAAAGAUCAUAAUAACAUGCAGAUCAGAGCUGGAAGAUGAUCCUGAUGAUUUUGACUUACAGAAAGUGUAUGUUCAGGGAUUCAGUGAAGAGUCUAUCAGAAACUACUAUCAGAUGAUGUUGGGUCAUAAUCCUGAUCUUCUGAAUGUUGUGUUGAACAAUCAAGAGAUGUUCAGUCUUAGCUAUGUGCCAAUGUAUGCGUUCAUGACUGCAGUCUUCUUUCUCUUUAAAAAUGACACAGAGCUCCAACAUUCACACACAGUGACAGAAAUGUACAUCCACAUCUUCCGUGAUGCUCUGAAGAAACAUGGGAGAAAAACACUUGGACAAAUAGAUCAAUAUAUAAAUGAGAUCAAAGAGCAGCUUUAUUUCAUGAUGAAAAAUGCAUUCAGUGCGACUGAGCAGAAAAACCUGAACCUUCCAGAGAUCAGCGGUGAUCAAACAGACAUUUGUUCUGUGUUUCUAAAAACAAUCACAAUAAGAGACAGUCCAACAUCUGCAGUGACACACUGUGCAUUUCUUCACAACACAAUGCAGGAAUUCUUCUCCGCUUUGUGGCUUCUUGUGAAUCCAGAUGACAUUGAGAAAGUCCUGAAACUGUGUCAGACUGAGGAGAAUAAACACAUGAGAUAUGUUCUUCAUUUCCUCUGUGGACUUUUGGGAGAACAUAACAUCAAACUCCUCAAGAGUCUUCUCCCAGAGGAUCAGAUGAAGAAAACAUCAGAUUGGUUGAUUGAGAAACUUUUGGACACUUUCCUUCAGCCUCAGAAUGAUGAUACAGACAUUGAUCUUCUCUAUGUGUGUCAGUGUUUGUAUGAGCUUCAGUCAUCUAAAGCUUGUUUAAUGUUCCUGGAGAAGAUGAACCAUCAGCUGGAACCUGAUGUGAAUCUGGAUCCUCAUCAGUGUUGUGCUUUGUCUUAUGUGAUCAGUCAAUCCAGAGAUAAAGAGGUUUAUCUGAAUUUGGAGGACUGCACCGUCUCUGACACAGGAAUGAAGUUGAUUCUCUCCUGCUCACCAAAGAUCAGAAUUAAACUUUGUGAUGAACCACUAAAGGAAAUACAAUGUUUACUACAGUUCUUCCAUAAAGUAUCACAGUGCAAACAGAAGCAGCAGAAAGAUGAAAUUACAACAUCUUGCUGUUGCACCUACUUUGAUCCAAAUCCCUAUAAAAGACCAGAUCUGAACAGAGCACUGCUGGAUCUUUACUGUCAUGUAAAGGACUAUGAGACUGAAACAGGCAGGAGUUUCCUUCCAGCAUUACAGUCAGUUUAUAUACAGUCAGCACCUCAUGUCUGGAUUAUAAAUCUCUCAGAGAGAAAGACCUCCAUCCUCCUGGAAGUGCUGAAGCUUCAAACAGAGAAGAAACCAGUAGAGCUGAUAAACUGCACAGAUGAAGAGAGUCAAGUGAUGAGUUUACUUCACUGUCUGCCAUACAUCUCACAACUGAGAUUUCAGUAUAAUGAUACAAGCGCUGUGAUCAAAUGUGUGUUGAAACUCUUCAUUAAAGCAUCAGAAACUGAGCCACACACAGGACAUCAGAUGCUGAAACUGUUGACAUCAGUCUGCACAUACAGAUAUUUUCCUUAUGAAUGGAUUAAUGAUGAUGAUGCUCAGAGUGAUUUCCUGCUGGAUCUUUGCUCACAUGUGAAGGACUAUGAGAGUCAAACAGGCAGGAGUUUACUUCCAGCAUUACAGUCAGUUUAUAUACAGUCAGCACCUCAUGUCUGGAUCAUAAAUCUCUCAGAGAGAAAGUCCUCCAUCCUCCUGGAAGUCCUGAAGCUCCAAACAGAGAAGAAACCAGUAGAGCUGAGAGACUGCACAGAUGAAGAGAGUCAAGUGAUGAGUUUACUUCACUGUCUGCCAUACAUCUCACAACUGAGAUUUCAUGUUGAUAAUACAAGUGCUGUGAUCAAAUGUGUGUUGAAACUCUUCAUUAAAGCAUCAGAAACUGAGGCACACACAGGAGAUCAGAUGCUGAAACUGUUGACAUCAGUCUGCACAUACCGAUCUUUUCCUUAUGAACAGAUUACUUAUUAUGCUCAGAUGGAUUUUCUGCUGGAUCUUUACUCACAUGUGAAGGACUAUGAGAGUCAAACAGGCAGGAGUUUACUUCCAGCAUUACAGUCAGUUUAUCAGUCAGCAGCACCUGAUGUCUGGAUCAUAAAUCUCUCAAAGAGAAAGACCUCCAUCCUCCUGGAAGUGCUGAAGCUCCAAACACAGAAGAAACCAGUAAAGCUGAGAGACUGCACAGAUGAAGAGAGUCAAGUGAUGAGUUUACUUCACUGUCUGCCACACAUCUCACAACUGAGGUUUGAGUACAGUGAUGAUGAGACACAUCGAAUAUCUACAGUGAGGUUUCUGCUGAGGAUCUGUGUUACAGCUGUAAAUAAUGACAUCAAUACAGGAACAAAUUUCAUUUCUCAGCUGUCAUCUGUGUGCAGUUACAGAACCUUCCCUUAUCAUGAGAAAUAUAAUGAAGAUGUUAAAGAUUUUAUUAAAAAGAGCCAGAGUGAUUUCCUGCUGGGUCUUUACUCACAUGUGAAGGACUAUGAGAGUCAAACAGGCAGGAGUUUACUUCCAGCAUUACAGUCAGUUUAUCAGUCACCUGAUGUCUGGAUCAUAAAUCUCUCAGAGAGAAAGACCUCCAUCCUCCUGGAAGUGCUGAAGCUCCAAACAGAGAAGAAACCAGUAAAGCUGAGAGACUGCACAGAUGAAGAGAGUCAAGUGAUGAGUUUACUUCACUGUCUGCCAUACAUCUCACAACUGAGAUUUCAGUAUAAUGAUACAAGCGCUGUGAUCAAAUGUGUGUUGAAACUCUUCAUUAAAGCAUCAGAAACUGAGGCACACACAGGAGAUCAGAUGCUGAAACUGUUGACAUCAGUCUGCACAUACAGAUCUUUUCCUUAUGAACAGAUUACUUAUUAUGCUCAGAUGGAUUUUCUGCUGGAUCUUUGCUCACAUGUGAAGGACUAUGAGAGUCAAACAGGCAGGAGUUUACUUCCAGCAUUACAGUCAGUUUAUCAGUCACCUGAUGUCUGGAUCAUAAAUCUCUCAGAGAGAAAGACCUCCAUCCUCCUGGAAGUGCUGAAGCUUCAAACAGAGAAGAAACCAGUAGAGCUGAUAGACUGCACAGAUGAAGAGAGUCAAGUGAUGAUUUUACUUCACUGUCUGCCAUACAUCUCACAACUGAGGUUUUACGGCAGUUAUGAUGAGACACAACGAAUGUCUACAGUGAAGUUUCUGCUGAGGAUCUGUGAUACAGCUGUAAAAAAUGACAACAAUACAGGAACAAAUUUCAUUACUCAGCUGUCAUCUGUGUGCAGUUACGAAACCUUCCCUUAUAAUAGGAAAUGUUAUGAUGAUAAAAACCAGAGUGAUUUCCUGCUGGAUCUUUACUCGGAUGUAAAGGACGUUGAGAGUCAACCAGGCAGGAGUUUACUUCCAGUAUUACACUCAGUUUAUAAACAGUCAUCACCUGAUGUCUGGAUCAUAAAUCUCUCAGAGAGAAAGACCUCCAUCCUCCUGGAAGUGCUGAAGCUCCAAACAGAGAAGAAACCAGUAAAGCUGAGAGACUGGACAGAUGAAGAGAGUCAAGUGAUGAGUUUACUUCACUGUCUGCCAUACAUCUCACAACUGAGGUUUUACUACAGUGAUGAUGAGACACAACGAAUGUCUAAAGUGAGGUUUCUGAUGAGGAUCUGUGUUACAGCUGUAAAUAAUGACAUCAAUACAGGAACAAAUUUCAUUACUCAGCUGUCAUCUGUGUGCAGUUACGAAACCUUCCCUUAUCAUGAGAGGUAUUAUGAAGAUAAACUAAAACAGAGUGAUUUCUUGCUGGAUCUUUACUGUCAUGUGAAGGACUAUGAGAGUCAAACAGGCGGGAGUUUACUUCCAGCAUUACAGUCAGUUUAUCAGUCACCUGAUGUCUGGAUCAUAAAUCUCUCAGAGAGAAAGACCUCCAUCCUCCUGGAAGUGCUGAAGCUCCAAACAGAGAAGAAACCAGUAAAGCUGAGAGACUGGACAGAUGAAGAGAGUCAAGUGAUGAGUUUACUUCACUGUCUGCCAUACAUCUCACAACUGAGGUUUGAGAACAGUGAUGAUGAGACACAACGAAUGUCUGCAGUGAGGUUUCUGCUGAGGAUCUGUGUUACAGCUGUAAAUAAUGACAUCAAUACAGAGACAAAUUUCAUUACUCAGCUGUCAUCUGUGUGCAGUUACAAAACCUUGCCUUAUUAUGAGAACUAUCAGUCAUUAAUAGACUGGAGUGAUUUCCUGCUGGGUCUUUACUCACAUGUGAAGGACUAUGAGAGUCAAACAGGCAGGAGUUUACUUCCAGCAUUACAGUCAGUUUAUCAGUCACCUGAUGUCUGGAUCAUAAAUCUCUCAGAGAGAAAGACCUCCAUCCUCCUGGAAGUGUUGAAGCUCCAAACAGAGAAGAAACCAGUAAAGCUGAGAGACUGCACAGAUGAUGAGAGUCAAGUGAUGAGUUUACUUCACUGUCUGCCAUACAUCUCACAACUGAGGUUUUACGGCAGUUAUGAUGAGACACAACGAAUGUCUACAGUGAGGUUUCUGCUGAGGAUCUGUGAUGCAGCUGUAAAUAAUGACAUCAAUACAGGAACAAAUUUCAUUACUCAGCUGUCAUCUGUGUGCAGUUACAGAACCUUCCCUUAUCAUGAGGAAUAUGAGUCUGAAAUGAAACAGAGUGAUUUCCUGCUGGAUCUUUACUCAGAUGUGAAGGACUAUGAGACUCAAACAGGCAGGAGUUUACUUCCAGUAUUACAGUCAUUUUAUAAACAGUCAGCACCUGAUGUCUGGAUCAUAAAUCUCUCAGAGAGAAAGACCUCCAUCCUCCUGGAAGUGUUGAAGCUCCAAACAGAGAAGAAACCAGUAAAGCUGAGAGACUGCACAGAUGAUGAGAGUCAAGUGAUGAGUUUACUUCACUGUCUGCCAUACAUCUCACAACUGAGAUUUCAGUAUAAUGAUACAAGCGCUGUGAUCAAAUGUGUGUUGAAACUCUUCAUUAAAGCAUCAGAAACUGAGGCACACACAGGAGAUCAGAUGCUAAAACUGUUGACAUCAGUCUGCACAUACCGAUCUUUUCCUCAUGAAUGGAUUAAUGAUGAUGAUGCUCAGAGUGAUUUCCUGCUGGAUCUUUGCUCACAUGUGAAGGACUAUGAGAGUCAAACAGGCAGGAGUUUACUUCCGGCAUUACAGUCAGUUUAUAUACAGUCAGCACCUGAUGUCUGGAUCAUAAAUCUCUCAGAGAGAAAGACCUCCAUCCUCCUGGAAGUGUUGAAGCUCCAAACAGAGAAGAAACCAGUAGAGCUGAUAGACUGCACAGAUGAAGAGAGUCAAGUGAUGAGUUUACUUCACUGUCUGCCAUACAUCUCACAACUGAGAUUUUAUGUUGUUGAUACAAGUGCUGUGAUCAAAUUUGUGUUGAAACUCUUCAUUAAAGCAUCAGAAACUGAGGCACACACAGGAGAUCAGAUGCUGAAACUGUUGACAUCAGUCUGCACAUACAGAUCUUUUCCUUAUGAACAGAUUAAUUAUGAUGCUCAGAGUGAUUUCCUGCUGGAUCUUUGCUCACAUGUGAAGAACUAUGAGAGUCAAACAGGCAGGAGUUUACUUCCAGCAUUACAGUCAGUUUAUCAGUCAGCACCUGAUGUCUGGACCAUAAAACUCUCAAAGAGAAAGAUCUCCAUCCUCCUGGAAGUGCUGAAGCUUCAAACAGAGAAGAAACCAGUAGAGCUGAUAGACUGCACAGAUGAAGAGGAUGAAGAGAGUCAAGUGAUGAGUUUACUUCACUGUCUGCCAUACAUCUCACAACUGAGGUUUGACUGCAGUGAUGAUAAGACUGCUUUGAGGUUUCUGCUGAGGCUCUGUGAUGCAGCUGUAAAUAAUGACAACAAUACAGGAACAAAUUUCAUUACUCAGCUGUCAUCUGUGUGCAGUUACAAAACCUUUCCUUAUAAUGAGGAAUAUUAUGACUAUGAUGAUUACAUAAAAAAAACACAGAGGGAUUUCCUGCUGGAUCUUUACUCACAUGUGAAGGACUAUGCGAGUCAAACAGGCAGGAGUUUACUUCCAGCAUUACAGUCAGUUUAUCAGUCACCUGAUGUCUGGAUCAUAAAUCUCUCAGAGAGAAAGAUCUCCAUCCUCCUGGAAGUGCUGAAGCUCCAAACAGAGAAGAAACCAGUAAAGCUGAUAAACUUCACAGAUGAAGAGAGUCAAGUGAUGAGUUUACUUCACUGUCUGCCAUACAUCUCACAACUGAGGUUUGACUACAGUGAUGAUGAGACACAACAAAUGUCUACAGUGAAGUUUCUGCUGAGGAUCUGUGAUGCAGCUGUAAAUAAUGACAUCAAUACAGGAACAAAAUUCAUUACUCAGCUGUCAUCUGUGUGCAGUUACAAAACAUUCCCUUAUGAUGAUGAAUAUUAUGAUGAUUAUGAUUUUAUUAAAAUAAACCAGAGUGAUUUCCUGCUGGAUCUUUGCUCACAUGUGAAGAACUAUGAGAGUCAAACAGGCAGGAGUUUACUUCCAGCAUUACAGUCAGUUUAUCAGUCACCUGAUGUCUGGAUCAUAAAUCUCUCAGAGAGAAAGACCUCCAUCCUCCUGGAAGUGCUGAAGCUUCAAACAGAGAAGAAACCAGUAGAGCUGAGAGACUGCACAGAUGAUGAGAGUCAAGUGAUGAGUUUACUUCAAUGUCUGCCAUACAUCUCACAACUGAGUGGUGAUAAGCGCUGUGUGUUAAGUCUGGUUAAACUGGUUCAGUUCAGAGAGAAUCCAGAUCUGGUGAUGUCACUGUUUCAGGCUCUGGACUUCAAUCUCAGUCUGGAAGGAAAAUUACCCAGCAGCACCUGCAGGUUUGUGGGUGAAGUCUUACAUCUGUCAGCUGAUAAACUCACUUUCACUGUCAAACCUCAAGUCAUCUCUCUCAGAGGAACAAGACUUCUCUUCAGACGCAUCACAAACAUACACACACUCAGGUUGAGUGGUUAUAUGGUAUUGAGAAUAGUGCGGGCAUUGAGGUCUUCAGGGGUUGGAGCUCCUAUCAGUGUAAAUGAACUCUCACUUGAUCUGAAUGAUAAACAGCGGUCAGAGAUGGAGAUGUCCAGGGUUUUGAGCAGUUUGUCUUCUCUUCUGAGACUUUGGACUGUUCGGUGUUUAAACUUGACUGAAUGCAGGAUGAAGUCUCUCUCUCUAACUCUCCUCUUGUGUCAGCAGAGCCCAGCGACUCUCAGACUCUCUAAAGAAAUUUUCCAGACGCUGGCUGAAUGUGUGUAUGAAGCUCAAGAAGAGGAAGUGACUCUGUGCUUCCUACAGAAAAUGGGCGGAGAUUUGACUUCCUGUUCCUUCCCCUGGGAAAAACUUCACUAUUUCCUGCAGUGUGAAAUUCCAUCAAUCAUUCUUAACCUUAAAGAAAGAAACACGACACUCAACAUCAGAGAAAUACUGCCAUUUCUCAACAAGAUUCACUUUCAGCGGAUGAGCUCCACCUUCAUGUUGUGUUUAAUCCUAGAGAUCUAUGAGUCGAGAUCUUCAGUGUUUGUGUUCAGUCUGUUGAGUUCAGUGAAGAACUGCAUUAACCUGCAGAGCAGAUCGCUGGACUCUGUUCACUGCGCAGCCCUGCGCUUUAUACUGCAACACUGCACUGCAGUUACACUCAACAUGAUGUGGACCUCCAUACCAGAGGAGGAGCUAGAGAGCAUUCAGACUCUCUUCAGUCACGUCUCCUGCCUUAGUGUUGACAGACGGCUGUUAUUGAGAAUGAUUCACUGCUGCAGUUCAUCUGAUGUCCAGCAGGAGGCGUCAGUGGUUUUGCUCUCUGCCCUGCAGCACAAACUGGACUUCACCUGUGGUUCAGCACUGGACCUGACAGAAAACACACAGACUCUACAACUGACUGCUGAAGACUGCCGUGUGAUAUCUGCAGUCAUUCAGAGAGCUUAUAAAGAUACACAAACCCUCACACAGCUGAGUCUACACGACUGUGAGAUUAAUACAGCUGGAAUCCAUCAACUCUUCUCAGUUUUACACUCUGUUAAACUCCGCUGUGAUAAAUCGAUCCUGCUUCAGUUUCUCUCUCAUGUGGGUCCUGGGGAAGCUGAAUCUCUUUCUCAGGCUCUGGGUGAAGAAGUGGAUCUCAGUCAGACUCAGCUGGACCUGCAGGUCUGUAGAGGACUGGCGCUGGUUCUGGAUCAUUCUGAAGGUCUGACAGAACUGGAUCUCAGUCAGUGUCAUCUAACUGAUCAGAGUCUGGAUCUCCUGCUGCCAAACCUUCACAAAGCAGAAAUCAUUGAUUUUAGUGGCAAUAACAUCACUGAUGCUGGGGCACAGAAAAUCUACAAUAUCCUCUCUCAAUACAGUAACAUAAAGACAGUAAGGCUCUUCAACAACAGAAUUGAAUCCAGUGAGAUCCUCUAUAGAGACCCACGAUUUGAGAUCUGGUGAUGCCAAAAAAUGUCUAUUUUGGCUGGAAUAUAUGAGCCAGUUCUGCAUAAUCAAGAUAUUAAGAGUUGUGGGUACUGAUAAGGUAACAGGUGUCAAAACUGUAGUCGUUGAGAUUUGUGAUCACAUUUAUUUGGACUUUGUUUAUUGCUGGUUUAAGGGAACAUUAUUUUUACUUAAAUGCUAUCUUUUAUUUAAAUUCUAUCAUUUAUUUUAAUCUUUUAGGUGUUAAGAAUAGGUAUAGAUGUUAAUGCAGAUUUAUUGCAUUGCUUGUAAGUUGAUGACUUCACCGUGUUGGUGAAGCAAGGUCAAUGUUUAUUAACACUUGUGCAUUGUUCAAAUUCACUACCCUUUCGGGUUGUUCGUGUACAAAACGGCCACUAAAUUAAACGGCUGUUAAAAUUUAUCAGAUUAAUAUUUUUUUCUAUUUUUUUUUCAUAAAUCUGUUAAUCAACAUCGGAACUGAUCAAAACUACCAAAUGUUUGCAAAAUUUCAUGAUUUUAACUCUUAAAUGGCCAAGUUCAUAAGUGGUGUCACUAAUUUGGGGGGAAAAACACACAAAUUGACAGAUUUUCAAUAUAAAAAGUGUUUUUUGACUAGAUUUUUUUUACCUUCUUGGGCAUGCCAAAGAUCUGUAAAAACAUUGGCUUUGAUGCAUUUUUAGUUUUUGUGUAGCAUCGGUUUAUAUUUGUGGUUUUUUUUCAUCAAAUCAGUGACACCACAUAUAAAUUUGGCAAUUAAGGAGUUAAAAUCAUGGAAAUUUUGUAAGCAUUUGGUAGUUUUGAUCAGUACUGAGGGUGAUAUAUUGUUGAGUUUUUGAAAAAUGUCAAAUCAUUUUUCUCAAAAUAUGUGUCAAUAUAAGAUUUGUCACCAAAAAUCAUUCCAUUUGCUGAAACACAGAGAAAGUUGUGGCCAGGUUAAGACAUAAAAAAACAAAAAUGGCCUCAACAACCCAUAAGGGUUAAGAUCCCUUUCAGGCAUUUUGGAUCAGUGAUAGUCAAAAACACAACAGACCCAUACAGUAAAUUAAAAAAAACUGCAUAUAUAUAUAUAUAUAUAAAUAUAAUAAUUAAAAUUUCCUUAAAAGUAUCCUCAAGGCCAUUUAACAGCCAAAUAGCACAGAGGAUAAACGAGUAGUUAUAUCGGUUACUUUUCACCUUUGCAAGUUUGUAAGACGUUAAGUUUCCGAUUUGCCGUUUUUAUCUUAUUAUUUGCAAUAGUGUCAUUAUGUAGUAUUUCUAUAAGGAUGUGGUGUUGUUUUUUUAUGAAUGUAAUCAAUAAAGGUUUA